AUGCAAGCAGUUGGCCUGGUGUCCAUCACUGUGGCUAUGAGCAGUGGGCACGGUGCCCUGCUGGCAGCCAGUAAUGCGGGCAGUGUAAAGCCAGUGGCUCAGAUCACAGUAUAUGACCAGGAGAACUUCCAGGGCAAGCGCACGGAGUUCACUUCAUCCUGCCAGAACAUUCUUGAGUGUGGUAUGGACAACAUCCGCUCCCUGAAGGUGGAGUGUGGAGCCUGGGUGGGUUAUGAGCAUUCUAGCUUCUGUGGACAGCAGUUUAUCCUGGAGAGAGGAGACUACCCUCGCUGGGAGGCAUGGAGCGGCAGCAAUGCCUACCAUAUCGAGAGACUGACAUCCUUCCGUCCAGUCUGCUGUGCUAACCAUAAGGAGUCCAAGAUUGUAGUGUAUGAGCGGGAGAACUUUAUUGGGCACCAGUGGGAAAUAAAUGAUGACUAUCCCUCUCUUUUGGCCAUGGGUUGGCCCAAAAAUGAGAUUGGAUCCAUGCAAGUGCAAAGUGGGGCCUGGGUUUGCUACCAGUACCCUGGCUAUCGUGGAUACCAGUACAUUUUGGAGAAUGACCAUCAUGGUGGAGAGUUUAAACACUACAGAGAAUGGGGCUCCCAUGCUCAUACCUUCCAGGUGCAGUCACUCCGCAGAGUCCAGCAGUGA
This is a messenger RNA of Trichomycterus rosablanca, 654 nucleotides long. It is a transcript of the gene cryba1a, whose product is annotated as crystallin, beta A1a. The transcript has 5 exons. Gene Ontology annotation, molecular function: structural constituent of eye lens. The record is from RefSeq and is a predicted model, not a curated record. Lineage: Eukaryota; Metazoa; Chordata; Actinopteri; Siluriformes; Trichomycteridae. Gene Ontology annotation, biological process: lens development in camera-type eye; visual perception. The coding region runs from base 1 to 654 and encodes 217 amino acids.